GAGGGGCGACUGAACGGAGCUGAACAGCUGCACAAAGGAAACAAAAAGGAAAGCAGUGUGUUGUUGUCGCUCAGCCAGUGAGGCUCAGUUGGGGGGGUAAAAGCGUAGCACAACAGGGUUUCCGUUUGUUUGAGGCAAGGAUAACUUUCAAGGGACCUGUGCUCUUAAUGCAAAUUGAAGACCACUUGAGUCAAACACCACUUGAGGAGGCAUGACCACAUCACUUGGACUAUUAAUUCUCUUUUCUGCUCUCUGCUGCUGCCUAGCGGACAAUGUGGAGCUGCUCCGCAGUAAGAGAGGGACUCGCUUUUACAGAGGUGAGCCUGACAGGCAGCCAGCUAGACGGACGCUUUUGAUUGUUCAUGUCCAGAAGUCUUCACCUUCCUUUGACACGUCCUUACGUUGUGUGGAUAGUGAGACAUCAGCAGUGCGUAGUUUUGGGGACACUUGGCUGCGAUGGCGGGGACAGCGUGUGGAGUAUUGCCGUUGUGCACUAAGAGGACGAGAGCUUUGUCAUAUUGUGCCCGUUAUCAAUUGCUACGUGUCUCAUUGUUAUAACGGAGGAACCUGUAAGGAGGCCGUGUACACUUCAGACUACAUUUGCCAGUGUCCCGCAGGCUUCAGUGGGACACGGUGUGAGAUCAACACCAAUGAGAAGUGUAUUGUGGGACAGGGUGAAGGGUACCGUGGGACAUGGAGUAUCAGCCAUUCAGGAGCAGAGUGCAUCAACUGGAACUCGACAUCUCUGAGAGGAAAGAGGUUCACAGCUAGAAAAGUGGACGCCAGCAGUCUUGGACUGGGCAAUCACAACUUCUGCAGGAACCCUGACAAUGACAACAGUCCUUGGUGUUACACCUAUAAAGGCACUCAGAUUGUGUGGGAGUUGUGUUCUUUGCCCAAAUGUCCAGAAGAUAAGUACAAAGAAUGUGUUCUGGGCUCUGGUCAGUCAUACAGAGGCACAACAUCUGUCACUAAGAGUGGCUCUCGCUGUCUCCCGUGGGACUCGCCUGCUGUCAAGCGUAAGCUCAACAAUGCUUGGAGAUCGGAUGCAUUGGAGCUGGGGCUCGGCAGUCACAGCUUUUGCAGGAAUCCAGAUGGUGAUGCAGGUCCAUGGUGUCACACCUACAAGAACAUGCAGCUGACCUGGGAGCUGUGUGACAUUCCUAAGUGCUCAAGACGUCCAUCUGUCAUCACCACUCUUGGCCCACGUGGCCCAACCACUAACAACAAUAACAGAGCAACAUGUGGCCAACGUUCAGAUAACUCCCUGAAUCGUCCUAUGUACCGCAUAUUUGGGGGCAGAGCGAGUGACAUCACAGAACAGCCAUGGCAGGCGGCCAUUAAUGUGUACCAGGCCCGUAGCAGACAACACUUUUACCGAUGUGGAGGAAUCCUCAUCAACUCCUGUUGGGUCCUGUCUGCUGCGCACUGCUUUGAGGAAAAUGAUAAAGCAGAAAAACUGAAAGUGAUUUUGGGAAGAACGUUUCGGAAACAGAAUUCCAGCAGUGAGCAGAUUUUCAAUGUUGAGAAGUACUGGAUCCAUGAGACAUUUGACAAUGAGUCAUUUGACAAUGACAUUGCUCUCUUGAAGCUGCAGACGGACAUUGGCAUCUGUGCUGUAAACUCUCCAGAGGUUUUUCCGGUGUGUCUGCCUGAACCUGGACUGGUGUUGCCCAGCUGGACGGAGUGUGAGAUCUCAGGCUAUGGAAGAGACAAAGAAUUUUCUGCAGAGUACUCUGAGCGUGUUAAGAGAGGUUAUGUUCGCCUGUGGCCCAAUGAGAAGUGUGUCCCAGAUGUGCUGUCUGGACGCCCAGUUACCACCAACAUGCUGUGUGCAGGUGACACCCGAGGCCUUGACGAUGCCUGCAAGGGAGACUCCGGUGGCCCGCUUGUCUGUCGAAACAAUGACAGGAUGACUCUGAUGGGUGUGAUCAGCUGGGGCGACGGGUGUGGGCAGAGGGACAAGCCUGGGGUCUACACCCGUGUCAGCAAUUACAUCAACUGGAUCAACAACAAAAUUAAGGCAAACCCGGUCUAAAGUAAGAGAAACUGCCAGGAAGAUGUUGUUGGAUAACCAUACCCGUAAGCACUAUGGGUAAAAGCAGACAUGUUUAGCAUUGAGAAGAUAGACAGAGAUGUCCACAGGACUGUCAGGACUCUGUUUAUCUGUUGAUCUUAAUCCAGCUGAUGGAAGUUUUAAACAAGCAGGACCACUCCUACUGAGAGGCGCAAGGAGGACUUCAGCCGUGAGUUUUCAUGUACGAUGUAGCUCCGUGUUCUAGACUUUUCUGUUCCUUACUGUGUCAAAUUUGACAGUAUAUAUGGACAGAAACACAGAACGAACUUUUUCCUCUUUCUGGGCCAUCUUGAUCGUGAUCAUAUUUUUUUUAUCUCUUCAUCCAUACAGAGUUUUCAUGUGUUUUUCUCAGUAUUGCCUCCACCAAACUGGAAGUUCAGGCAGUGAACUGAACAGAAAAAAUAGGAAAUAUCAUUACAUUCCUCAGCUCUCUCUGGCUGGCUUUGUGCUGGUUUAUACAGAGAAGUCAUGGUGGUAGACUUCAGGCCAGUAGCACUUUUAAUCCAGAAGAAUACUCAGUCAACACACGAAGUUUUGUGCAAAGUUUAAGUCUGUGUUACAGAUUUGUCUUCUAGAUAUGAGGUGAUGUUGGCUUAAUAACUUUUAAUGCAAAAUGUUCAUGCAUUUGCUUAUUUAGGAGCUUGACAGGUUCCAGACCUUUAUUCAAACCACAAAACGUAUCUGCUGGUUCAGAUCUUGAUUGUUUUUGCAGCUCUCUCUCGCUCCCUGCCAUCUUGUAGCAGGAAACUCUGAACUCCAUUUAACAAACCCAUGUCUUAUUCCUUAUGCUUCAUUACAGAGGAACAGCAAAAUUUCACUGUUUUUGUACCAGAUUUCUGGGGUACUUCUCCACGCCUGGGCUGAGCCCAGUAUGUAUAUAACAUUUAUAUUGUCUGAUUAUUGAUUUAAUAUGGAAAACGACUGGGGGCUGGUUUUUCUGUUUUACUUAAAAUUGCUUCUUGACUGCAAAGCUUAACAAACUCACUUUGUUCUGUGAUAGACUCUCAAGGGAAACUGGGUUUUAGAUGUUUUGUAUUAAGUUAAUAUUUAUGUGUAUCACUUAUUGCUUUGUAGAAACUUUAAUAUGUUGUACUGUAGCUUAAUAAUUUAUUGUCAGUGUCAUUAUAACCCCAUUUUGAAAUGUACUCCUUUGUCA
Toxotes jaculatrix (banded archerfish) is the source of this 3233-nucleotide messenger RNA. RefSeq names its product plasminogen activator, tissue (gene plat). The transcript has 15 exons. Gene Ontology annotation, molecular function: serine-type endopeptidase activity. The record is from RefSeq and is a predicted model, not a curated record. NCBI's taxonomy places the organism in Eukaryota, Metazoa, Chordata, Actinopteri, Toxotidae. Gene Ontology annotation, biological process: smooth muscle cell migration; plasminogen activation. Bases 212 to 2038 code for a protein of 608 amino acids.